Schistosoma turkestanicum is the source of this 837-nucleotide messenger RNA. Lineage: Eukaryota; Metazoa; Platyhelminthes; Trematoda; Strigeidida; Schistosomatidae. The record is from the annotation of a GenBank genome assembly.
AUGGAUGAGAUAUACGAUAGUGAUGAUAGUUGUUCAUUCACCACAAUAACUAACAGUUCACAUGAUCCCAAUCAAUUACAAAAAAAUAAUAAUAAUGACCUAAUCUUGUUCCCUAGCAUUAAAUGUGAAACAUUGCAAAAUCGAAAGAAAAAUGAUCUAUUGUGGAGAUUAACAACACCGUUAUCAUCAUCCUCGUCUGCUUCAUCAUUAGUAAAGUCAACAUCUCACUCAUUAGCAUGCUUAAAUCAUCAUCAUCAUUUUUCAAAUGCUCAUUCAAGAAAUGUAUCUAAACAUCACAUUCAUCAUCAUCAUCAACGAAAUGCUCGUCUAAGUAUAAACGCUCGAGAAAGACGACGAAUGCAUGAUUUAAAUGAUGCUUUAGAUGAUUUACGCAGUGUUAUCCCAUAUGCUCAUAGUCCAUCUGUAAGAAAAUUGUCAAAAAUUGCUACAUUGUUAUUAGCAAAAAAUUACAUUCUAAUGCAAGCUAAUGCAAUAGAUGAAUUAUACAAAUUAAUCAUAAGUCUUAAUUCACAAAUUCAACAAUCUGACUCGUUAUUAUUAACUGAUGAUUAUAAAGCAAUUACCUGUAAACCUACCAUGUCAACAUUGCAAGAUACCACUCAGCUUGAUAGCAAUAACCAUGUUACAGGUGGUGUUUUGCAUACACCUCCUGUGUAUCCAAUCUCUUCCACAUCUCCACAUCUACCUCCAUGUUCAGUGUCCAGUUCAUCUGAAACCAGUAAAUAGAACAACGUUUUUGUCAAUAAAUUAUUACAAUUUUGAACAAUAAUGAUCAUUUAUGGAUAUUCAGGAUUAAACUAUUAUAUGGUUGACCAG